UAAAAAUGCAUAGACCCUCCCAAAGUGCCCUCCCUUCCGGAUGUCGUCCUUUUUUUAGCAAUUUGAAAAUGAAUCUGUCAUUGAUUUCCCCCAAAUUGCCAAUCUGAUCAAUGUGUUUGCUUAGCUGAUUUGGACUUUCAGUUCAGCUGGUUUCCAACCAACACCAGAAGCUUAAAAGCAUGGCCCCUCGAAUGCUGCUUCCCGCUUUCAGAAACCGUUCUUUCACUUCACGCAUAAUCGGCAACUAUCGUUCACUUAAGACACUGGUUGUGGCCGAACAUGAAGGGGGCUAUAUCAAGAGUUCAUCAUUAAGUGCGAUAGAGGCAGCCAAAUAUUUGAGCAGUGAUAGUCCUAUAUCUUUAUUACUGGCUGGGUCAGGUCCUUCAAUGAAGGAAUCUGCUUUAACUGCUGCAUCAUGUCUUCCUUCAGUUUCUGAGGUUCUUAUUGCUGAUUCUGAAAUAUUUGAAAAACCUCUAGCAGAACCAUGGGCUAAGCUAGUCCAGUUAGUUCACCAGAAAGGUAGCUACUCACAUAUAAUAUCAGCAUCAAGUUCAUUUGGGAAAGGCAUACUACCACGUGCAGCUGCCCUUCUUAAUGUUUCUCCAGUCACUGAUGUCACUGAGAUUUGUGGACCUCAUCUCUUUGUCAGGCCAACAUAUGCAGGAAAUGCUCUUUCUACUGUUCAGUAUACUGGCCCCAUGCCUUGUAUGCUGACCAUCAGGGCUCCAUCUUUUCCGACAGGUUUAGCUGCUAAUUCAAAACCUAAUGCUGCUUCCAUUGACCAGGUUGAUAUAUCUACCUUGAAUGAAGAUAGCGCAGUUGGCAAAUCAAGAUAUAUACAACUUUGCUCUCAAAAUACAGAGCGCCCCGAUUUGGGAAAUGCAUGUAUUGUAGUUACAGGGGGGCGGGCUCUGAAAAGUGCCGACAAUUUUAAAAUGAUUGAGAAGCUUGCAGAGAAACUUGGGGCUGCAGUUGGUGCGACUCGUGCAGCGGUUGAUGCGGGAUAUGUUCCUAAUGAUCUCCAGGUUGGGCAGACUGGUAAAAUUGUUGCUCCAGAAUUAUAUAUGGCUUUCGGUGUUUCUGGAGCUAUUCAACACAUAGCUGGCAUGAGAGAUUCCAAAUUCAUUGUUGCUGUUAACAAAGAUGCUGAUGCACCCAUAUUUCAGGUGGCAGACUAUGGGCUUGUAGGAGACCUUUUUGAAGUCAUACCAGAGUUGUUAGAGAGGCUUCCCGAGAAGAAGUAGAAGCCAAAUGUAUUCAUUAGAAAGACUGGCACAGUGAUUAUUGUAGUAGACGACGAAACUCUCAUCUCCUCUUUUCCUUCCCUGCUUUUGUGCAACUACGGCCUCCCUUUUCCUUUCCUGCUUUUGUGGUCAGAUGGUUCAUUUGUUUAUUCACUAGGUGGACGUGGAUCACGGUCUGCAAUUCUGCAUCGCUUCUCUCAAGCAAUUGCGACUUCUCCCUAUUUGGAUCCUCUACCCCUGCAAACUUAUUGACGCACAUCACGUCAUCACCAUCGACAUAUAUUGAUGUGAGCUUCUAUGAGGAUGAAAGCUUUGACAAUGACGAGCUUCGAAGCUCCUUUUCUCUUGAUCCAAUUGUGAGCUUCGAAGUCAGCAAUUAGUUCUAUUCUUCUCCUUUCCCUUCUUCAAAUCAUGUUGUUGAUGAACCAGCUACGGCCCACGACAACCGGUUCUAUUCUUCUCCUUUCUCUUUUUCAAAUCAUGUUGAUGAGCCAACCGUCUUGAUGAACCAGCAAACCCCACGAGCUCUAUUGAUCUAAAUCCAUAGUAAUUACAAGAGCUUAUGAAUAUUCUCCACUUUGACGACCAUUGGUAAGGAACUAUGUGUAACAUGGAUUCAGUUUCACCACCCAUCAGACUAAAAUGAGGGGUAACUAAAUGAGAAUUUCUUAAAGAAAAGCAAAAAAUAAUUCAAGCAUUUCGGUUUUAU
Molecule: messenger RNA, 1953 nt
Organism: Cuscuta europaea
Lineage: Eukaryota; Viridiplantae; Streptophyta; Magnoliopsida; Solanales; Convolvulaceae
Source: the annotation of a GenBank genome assembly